CGCACACGCUGAAUUCGCCAUGAAGUUCUGAACAGCAGCUACCAUCGAUAAUGAGUGUAAUGAGCCAAGUUGAGAGUGAGCUGCAAUAGUUGUUAAGAGCCUCUAGAAUCAUCGUGCUGCCACAAUCUCGUCUAGCUGCUCUUCCUGCCGGAAUACCGAGAUCUUUGAGAUACCUUGUCUGACUCCCGAAGCUGCAUUACCCCGAGAGCAAUGCGUGCACCCCUGUGCUGUGCGGGGAGGCCAAGCGACUUCGAUAGCUCUCCUGAUAGACAUCUCUCAUGGUUAACAUUUCCCUGCCAGACAAAUAUUGUCGAACACGAUGCUCUGCUUCGUUUGUAUCACGCUUUACGCUCUGGCCGUCCAGGCACAUCCCUCGUUGAGACACCCAGAACAUCUUGAGAACGCCUCUCAACUCUCCUCAGUGUACGACUUCAUAGUCAUUGGCGGCGGCACGAGUGGUCUGACGGUCGCUGAUCGAUUAUCUGGUGGAUCUAAUGCUUCUGUGUUGGUCAUCGAAUACGGUCAAUUUGAUCAGCAGGAGCCCUCAGUCCUUGUUCCCGGCCUUCUCAACCUGACGUCGUCUCCGUACUUUUUUGAUAUCACCAGUACUGCGCAAAGAGGCCUCAACAACCGAACCUUUCAAGUCAAUGCUGCUGGAGUGGUAGGCGGUGGCACUGUCGUCAAUGGUAUGUUCUUUGAUAGAGGCUCGAGGGAGGACUAUGAUGCAUGGGAAGCACUGGGUAACCCUGACUGGGGCUGGGACAGUUUGCUAUCGUACUUUCGAAAGAGCGAAAACUUCACUCCCAGCACAGACGAGUUUGCUGAAGAAUGGGACAUCCUGUGGGACAGCUCAGUCCACGGGUCGGCAGGCCCGGUGAAAUCAAGCUAUCCAGUCUUCCAAUACGAAGCAGUCAAGAACUUUUUUCGCGGCUGGCAUAGCUUAGGAAUUGAUACGCCGAAUGACCCAGCUGCCGGAAACAAAACAGGGGUGUUCUGGGCACCCAGCAGUCUCGAUCCUGACACUGAGACACGCUCAUAUGCCCGUGCUGCCCAUUACGAUGGCAUACCGAGCUCGAGGCCCAACUUCCACAUCGUCACGCAAAGCGCGGUUCAAAAGAUACUGAUCGAAGACGGCAACGCAUCUGGUGUGGAAGUGAGGAACCUCACAAACGCUGGCACGUUCAAUAUCAUCGCUACCAAAGAAGUCAUUCUCGCCGCAGGCGUACACUCGCCUCAGAUCCUCCACCUCUCCGGCAUUGGACCCCCGGACGUCCUCGAUGAUCUCGGGAUCGACACACAAGUCGAGCUGCCCGGAGUCGGGAGUAACUUCCAGGACCAUCCAACGAUAUACCACAUCAUGAACUUCUCCACCCCGCUGCUCCCAACAGCAGACACACUAGACUCGAACACAACAUACGCCGCUGAGCAACUCGUCCAAUACUACACCUCCCGAACAGGCGCAUACACAACCGUCGCUCAAGGCGGUAACACAGUUGCCUUCCUCUCUUUCCCCGCCCUCGUAUCCUCUAAUUCUUCUAUAACCUCCCUCACCACCACCACAGACGCAGACACCCACACUCUCGAAUCCUUAUACCCAAAUACUCACCCCUCCAUCCUCACCGGCUACGCCCGCCAACACACCCUUCUCCUCGCCCAGUACGCAUCACGCAGCACCCCAGUCCAAGAAACCGGCUUCUCCUCCAGCGCCGUCAUGCCCAUCACCCUCCUCAAGCCCCUCUCCCGCGGCUCCGUAGUAACCACAUCCACCGACAUCACUGUCCCCCCAUCCUUCGACUUCAACACCUUCGCCGACCCCACAGACCUCACCACCCUCAUCGCCGCGCUACGCACGAACCGCAGAUUACUCGCCAGCCCCGCGAUGCAGGAGCUCGGCGCCGCUGAACUCAGCCCCGGCGCAGGGUUCGUCUCGGACGAGCAGCUGCGCACGGCGUUGCGAGCGGUUGUGACGCCGAGCUAUUCGCAUCCGUGCUGUACGUGUGCGAUGAUGACGCGUCAGCUGGGCGGAGUUGUAGAUCCGCAGUUGCGGGUGUAUGGCGUUGAUCGGCUCAGUGUGGUGGAUGCGAGUGUGAUGCCGCUGAUUCCGGGGACGCAUACAAGUGCUACCGUGUACGCGAUUGCGGAGAAGGCUGCGGACCUAAUCUUGGAGCGCCAUCAGCUGCGCUUGUGGACGGGGGUGUGAAAGCUGCUGUGUGUCCCUUUCGGAAGAAGCGAUAGUAAGGUCAUAAUGAAUAGUCUGAGUGAGCAAUGGAGAUAUGGAUCUCGGGAACAGCCUUCUAUUCUAUCUAUGGGUAAGAAUUAAAUUACAAAUUAUGGUAGUCUUCAAUGUCAAAGCACACCCC
Pseudovirgaria hyperparasitica is the source of this 2360-nucleotide messenger RNA. RefSeq names its product alcohol oxidase. Gene Ontology annotation, biological process: secondary metabolite biosynthetic process. Lineage: Eukaryota; Fungi; Ascomycota; Dothideomycetes; Acrospermales; Acrospermaceae. Bases 320 to 2200 code for a protein of 626 amino acids. The transcript is spliced from 6 exons. Gene Ontology annotation, molecular function: oxidoreductase activity, acting on CH-OH group of donors; flavin adenine dinucleotide binding. The record is from RefSeq and is a predicted model, not a curated record.